Molecule: messenger RNA, 1228 nt
Organism: Alosa alosa (allis shad)
Lineage: Eukaryota; Metazoa; Chordata; Actinopteri; Clupeiformes; Clupeidae
Gene: tmem186
Product: transmembrane protein 186
Exons: 2
Coding region: 308-1009 (233 amino acids)
Cellular component (GO): mitochondrion
Source: RefSeq, a predicted model, not a curated record
UAUUAUGUAACCUUAGCAUAUGUAGAUGUGUGUCAAAUGUUCCAAAUGUUUCGUGUAGUAUUGUAAUAGUAGCAAAAUCAGGUUUUACUUUGCAAUGUGUAGAUGAAUAGAUAUCCCACAUUGAAUCAUUGAUUUUGUAUUGAAUGUUCUGAUGGCAGCUAGUUAUACUUCAUAUCGAAAGGGGGCAGCAUUGUGCUUUUAGUGCAUGUUGGACGAAAAGAAAGAAGCGAUUCAAGGGCUGAUGCGCAUGUGCUUGUAGAGGUCAUGUUUAUAAUGUUACUUGAAGUCCCUGGUCAGGCCUGAUAAGAUGCUUAAAUCAAUACAGCUUGGUCGCUUUGCGAUCUCUCCAGUAAUUAAAUGUCGGGGACACGUUUAUUGCGCUAAAGGAAGCGGUGUCAGCCAAGUCCUUCGUAGGAUCCCAGCGCACUCUCACCCGGGACUCUUCACUAGACCAGUAUUGCCAUACGUAGGCCUACAGAGUGCACCUCUACUCUAUCAACACCAGAUUGUUGCCCACUGUGCUGAUCUGUCCUCGCAGAAAUAUACUUUGAUCUAUGCAUUACCUACCAUAACAAUUUUACGGGCUUUGUCUAGACUUAAACUUAUACAGACUGGAAUCACUGUUGUCAUGCUCCCCCCUCUAUACUACCUCUUCCUCCAAGGAGAACUCUCCCUGACCGUGGUGAACUACAGCACUGGGAUUGCAGCGUUUGCUGCUGUCAUGCUCUACUCCAUCAGUCAAUUCGCCAGACGAGUAGUGGGAAGGAUGUACUUGGACUCUUCUGGAACUACGCUCAAGGUGUCCCAUCUGACGUUCUGGGGCCGUCGCAAUGACCUGUACAUGCCGGUGAACGAUGUCAUGACUUUUGGAGAUGUCGGCGACUCUCCAAACGAGACGAUUUUGUACUUCAAGCGAUAUAGUACCACGGACAUAAUGUAUUUCUCUACCCGAUUUGGACGCGUGGUUGAUAAGCGUGGAUUUGAGAAGGUCUUUGGCACUCUAAUCUAAAUCGUGUGUUAUUUUGAUUACUUUUUAUAUUUUGGCUCAUGUUUUUUAUUAUUGAAAUGUUGGUGUGUGAUGUACAAAAUAUGGCAUAAAGGGGUACCGUAUCUUACAUACAUGUUGUAGACAAUUUAUUUCAUGAUUGCACAAGAAACAGAAUAGCCUAUGCAGUUUUUCCAAACUUACUUCAUUGAUUCAUAACAUUAAAAAUACAUCUGCAACAUU